Molecule: messenger RNA, 619 nt
Organism: Magallana angulata
Lineage: Eukaryota; Metazoa; Mollusca; Bivalvia; Ostreida; Ostreidae
Product: perlucin-like
Exons: 5
Coding region: 42-545 (167 amino acids)
Molecular function (GO): signaling receptor activity
Source: RefSeq, a predicted model, not a curated record
UCCUCCGUAUUCAACAGAUAAGACAACACUACACACUCACAAUGUGGCACCGAGUUCUGGUAUUGUGGAUAACUGGACUUAUACAAGUAUACACAGCACAAGAGGCGUGUCCUGAGGGAUUUUUCCAACAUGGGACUUCCUGUUACUUCUUCUCCUCCCACCUGGCGGCAGACUGGAUCGAGGCGGGGUCUUUCUGCAGAAGGUUCAAUGGUGGAGAUCUCGUUGCCAUAGAAACACAGUCUGAAAACACGUUUAUUUACCAGCAAUUACUUUUGAUGCAUGAUCAUAAUAAUUUCUGGAUCGGAGGGACGGACGAGUUUGUAGAGGGACACUGGGUCUGGAUUCCCACGAUGCAGAGGCUGGGCUUCACCGACUGGAGUCCGGGAAACCCAAGCGACAGCAGCUCUAACGAGGACUGCAUGGAGAUCAUUGUGGGUCACUCGGCGCCGACCACCCACUGGAACGACGACGACUGCUCCAAGAAAGCCAACUUUAUCUGCGAAGUCCCGAUGUUAGAUGGUUCACCUCCAAAUGUAAUUGGAUGAUCUGAACUUGAUGUUUAAUGACAAAAAAAAUAAACCAUCGUAACGUGCACGUGGUUCAUGAUCGAUAAGACCGG